GGGACUCUACACGCGUUCGGAAUUCUCAGAAAACCGUUUGCGGUUGGCGCAAGAUACCCAAGCUAUCGUUCUUCUUGGUGUUUUGUGUUCUUGUAUCCUAUCCUGUUCUAUCCUACUAUAACUUGCGGGAAGCGAACGAAAAAGAGCAGCGUACAACGCAAACGAAGCAAUCGAAACAAGGAGUUGUACGGUGCACGAGACGUGAUCCAAUGUCUUUCUCGCUACCAACAACGUUCCAUGCCGUUCCACACGCUGGUCCCCAGUCCUUUAUUAGAAACCACACGGCAAGCACACCGCCUCCUUCCGAAGAUAUGCAAACUCUCGAAGAAGAGUACUCGUCGGUUCCGGGAGCAUCCGUGAGCAGCCACAGCAGUCCGGGAUCGACUGCGGACCUCAAAGGCACCGCAUUGCCGGAUCCGGCGUUGGUGAUCUUUCCCACACCGCCGUCCCACGUACCGGUGCACCGCCAGUACCAUCACCACCACAGUAACAACAAUGCGUCUACGAGUGCGGGGACGUCGUCGUCCGAUUCCUUGUCGUGGCAUCCGUCCGUCCCGAGCGUUCCUUUCGUGGUGUCCGCACAGCACCACCCGACACCCGGGGCCGCGCUACCCACGGCGUCGGCCCCGCCGCUCCCUUCCGGCACGGCACUCACAGUCCAGAAGGAACCCACCAACCGGAAUCGUCGGCAAAAACGUCUCGAACGCAACCGCGAAUCGGCGCGGUUGAGUCGACGUCGCCGCAAGCACUAUUUGGAAGUCCUGGAAGAAAAGGUCACGCAGCUUUCGCACGCCAUGGAUCGGGGCCGCCGUGCACACGUGGCUCAGGCCAACCGUAUACGGCAAAGCGAACGUCACGAGAUCGUGCAAAGUGGGAACGUAAAGCACGUGGUCCGGUUGGAAACGGCACUGUCGCGGACAUCGCGGGAAAACUCCGUGACCCAGACCUUUCGUUGGCAACAACUCAAGAGUUUGUGUUUGCCACCGUCCACCAAGUUUGUUCUCUGGCUGACCUUGCAGAAUGAUGUCUACUUUCGAGGAGGACGCGCCGCCAGUGAGAGACUUUCGGCGGCACGCAUUGGAGAACGGAUGCUCCACAGCGGAAACGACAAGGUCUCUCCAUCCCAAGCCAUGUGGCCCUUGCUGUGCAACGAAGUCGGACUCUCGUACGAUCAGGAGGAAAAGGUCCGCGCGUUCCAGCGCACCACCUUGCAAGACCCACAAUCCUGGUUGAACCGUCACGUGGCCUACGCGUCGGACAAGACCAUGGAAUCCGUGCACGAUGCCGCCCAGGCACUGGCGCUUCGGCUAGGACAACGCGAAAAGGCGACGAUGGAUGUCCUGACGCCGGAACAACGGAUCAAAUUUCUCGCUUGGUCACAGCGGAAUCGCGACCGCGUCGCCAACGCAGUGGCGACCAACCCACGAUCGAUCCCGUCGCACAGCCCGUACCAAAUUUCUCCAUUGCAACACGUGGCUGCGAACCUUUACGUCUUGAACCACAAGAUGCAGACUGUUCUCGAGACUAUCCCUCGCGCGGCUCCGCUGGUCACGGGCCUCUCGCUCAAGAAGCUUUCUAUCCGCCCGCUCUUUGAAUCGCUCGGAUGCGUCGAAGAACGUGUCAAGGGACUUUGUCGCGACGGCUCGUUCGCGUCCUCCGGAUCUCUGAAACGUGCCGCGUCCGAAAUGAGUAUUGACGACGAAGAACGCGUAGCCAUUCCCGCCCUCAGCCCAGAAGACGCCGAAAACACCUGCCGUCCGGUGGUGGACGAGGCGCUCGGACACGUUGCGGACAUCAUUCCGCCUCCGCCCGUUCCGUUGCCGGCACCGACGCCCGUCUCCUCCAUGACGGCAUCUCUUUACUACGCACCUCCGCACGCCGUAGCAUCCAUGCCGACGGUUUACUCGGCCCCCGACAUGGGCGGCAACAAUGGCAAGCACGCCCGGAAAUCGUCUUUUCUACCGGCCAAUCUCAACGUGGUACCGGAAGAGUUGUGGCCGGCCGAUGCGGUGGCGGACGAUUUCCUCAUGAAUUUGGUCGACGGGGACUGGGCCAUCGGUGAAGGUGUCGAAUUUUAAAGUCGAGAGACGGGUCCAACUGCGGCCUCGGGGGCGAUGCUGCGUUCCGUAUUACAUUAGAUAGAGAAACAGGGGAGAGGCGGAUGGCGAGAAAAACCUACUUUUUCAUGCACACGACAUAUUGCGUUUAUACCUCGAAGAAACAAUCCCAGUGACUAUCACUGAUAAGUACACGAGAGUGGCACGCCUUUCGUCCAUCCAAGCAACUCCACAAAAGGUGGUAGGCUUGGAGCCGGGACGGACGAGGCUGUGCCGAGACUCGAACGUCGCGGGAUUUGGAUACUGAAAAAACCUCAACUGAAAUAGAAUACAUUUGAUUUCGUUCA
Molecule: messenger RNA, 2404 nt
Organism: Phaeodactylum tricornutum CCAP 1055/1
Lineage: Eukaryota; Bacillariophyta; Bacillariophyceae; Surirellales; Neidiaceae
Exons: 2
Coding region: 210-2078 (622 amino acids)
Biological process (GO): regulation of DNA-templated transcription
Molecular function (GO): DNA-binding transcription factor activity
Source: RefSeq, a predicted model, not a curated record